UAUAAGCAGAUGACAGACAGGGCAGAUGCUUAUUUGUAAAAACUUGCAUUAACACAUGGUGCUGCAAACAUGGAUACAACCAGUGACAAACUUUUCUGCUGUAGAUGGGUGCGCAACAAGAUUCCCAUGGCCUACAGAGAUGAGCUCUACCACAUCCUCAGGAUGACAGGGCCUUUGCUUCUCUCCCGAAUUCUCCAUUACCUGCUUCCAUUUGUCGUUACAAUGUUCUGUGGGCGCCUGGGAAAUGAUGUGAUGGCAGGUUAUGGAUUAGCCUCUGCAACCAUUAAUAUUACCACAACAGCCACAGGAUGCGGUCUGGGUAUGGCAUGUGACACGUUGGUGUCCCAGACGUUUGGAGGUAAGAAUCUGCUACGAGUUGGAAUGAUCCUUCAGCGGGGCAUCAUCAUCCUGAUGUUGUUCUGUCUGCCCUGCUGGGGGCUGCUCAUUAACGCCGAAGCCAUCCUGCUAUGCAUGGGACAGGAACCCGAAGUGGCUAGAGUAGCCCAGCUGUAUAUCACAGCUUUUAUUCCUGCAGUACCAGCCAUGUUUCUUUAUAACCUUCAGGUGUCCUACCUGCAGAACCAGGGAAUAAUCUUGCCACAACUGUACACCGCUGCUUUGGCGAACAUUUUGAACCUUGUGACAAACUACGCCUUCCUUUACUGGAUGGAUCUGGGUGUUGUUGGUUCUGCAGCAGCCAACACUCUCUCUCAGAUUUACAUCUGUGCUUUUCUGUUUGCUUAUAUUUGGUGGAAAAAGCUAUAUGUAAAAACAUGGGGAGGCUGGUCUGUUGAAUCGCUGCAGGAGUGGGGAUCCUACAUGAAACUGGCCAUCCCCAGCCUGUUAAUGACUUGCUUCGAAUGGUGGGUGUAUGAGUUUGGGGGAUUCUUUGCAGGAAUGCUAAGUGAGGAUGAGCUGGCAGCCCAACAUGCUGUGAUAAUGAUUGCUUUCAUCACCUACAUGUUCCCUCUUGGAAUUCAAGCUGCAGCGUGUGCACGUGUAGGUAAUGCUCUGGGUGCAGGAGACACCGCCAGGGCACUCCUUGCCAGCAAGUUGUCACUCAGUCUUGCAGCUACCUUUGCUCUUGUCGAAGGUAUCGUGCUGGGCUGCACUAAAACAGUCAUUGGCUACAUCUUCACCUCUGAUGAGAAUAUUGCAAGAAUUGUGUCGAACUUGAUGAAUGCGUACUGCUUUCUCCAGCUCUUUGAUGGUCUUGUGUGUGUGUGCACAGGCAUCUUCUUGGGAACAGGCAAACAGAGGAUACCAGCUGUAGCAAAUUUCAUUGCCUACUACGGCAUAGGGCUUACAAUGAGUGUGGUUUUAAUGUUUGUUGCAAAGCUGAGAGUUUUAGGCUUUUGGCUCGGGCUGCUCAUUUGUGUUAUCCUGCAUUCUACCUUCUACAUUAUUGUAAUAUUCAGGCUGAACUGGAAGAAGAUGACAGAGGAGGCUGUCAAACGGGCCAAGAAAAAGACUCACCUGACACUGUUGGGUGCAGAUGUCGUGUUACAAAACGUGAACAGCACAGCUGAUGGUCAAAGACCAAACUUCGUAAAUUCAGUGGAUGGCUACACACCUGUAAAGACCCAGGAACAUGAUGGGAACAGUGAGAUACAAGUUGGACAAGAAUUGGAAAAGCAGAAGAGCGGACGCCUCUCCACCACCCAGUUAAUCAUCAGGCGAGGCCUCACCAUGUUUGCCGCGGUUGCCUUUCUGGCUGUGGGAGCAGCCGUGCACUUCCUCGUCCCCUUGCCAGAGACCCACUAUACAAAAAACAACUUUACUCUUUACUGGAUCAAUGCGACGUAUGCUCCUCAUACAGUUUUCUCCUCUGUGGAAUAACAAAGAAAACAUGAUCAAGGAACAUGUGGUCUUUCGUUGUCCGAUGAGCUAACCCCUCCCUCCUACUUCCCUAUGUCUAAAGGGAUUGCUCAAUCCAGCUCUCCAUCCCAACGGGU
Molecule: messenger RNA, 1955 nt
Organism: Girardinichthys multiradiatus
Lineage: Eukaryota; Metazoa; Chordata; Actinopteri; Cyprinodontiformes; Goodeidae
Product: multidrug and toxin extrusion protein 1-like
Exons: 17
Coding region: 70-1839 (589 amino acids)
Biological process (GO): xenobiotic detoxification by transmembrane export across the plasma membrane
Cellular component (GO): membrane
Molecular function (GO): xenobiotic transmembrane transporter activity; antiporter activity
Source: RefSeq, a predicted model, not a curated record